GUAUGUUUUGUUUCUACAAAAGCAACCUCUGCUCUGACCUCUGACCAAUAGCCUUGUGUCCUUCCGCCGCCGCGAACGGGGCUAUUGGCAAUACUAAAACAUUCAUUGAUAAUGAAGCUCUAGAGCAGCCGAAGUUGCCAAGGCGCCAGGGGUGCGAAAUACCAUGGACAAUUUGUCCCUCCAAGUCGUGGACCCGCUGCUGGGCAACGCCCAAUACUGCAAGGUUAAGGACCUUGGAAUUGGGAGCUUCGGCAGCGUCGCCCUCUACACCCGGAACGAAGGCCGUGGGGAACCAUCGCUAUGUGCGGUGAAGUUCAUGAACCGGAGCGGACCGGGGGUGGACAUCAACCUUAUUCAGCGCGAAAUUCAGUCCCAUCGCGUACUGCGCCACCCCCACGUCAUCCGCUUCAAGCAGCUGGGGCUCACGCCCACGCACAUCUUCAUGUGCAUGGAGUUCGCUGACCAGGGCGACCUCCUCGGCUUCCUGCGGCGCAAGGGGCCGCUGCCGGAGGCCGACUCGCGCUGGCUCUUCCAGCAGAUCAUCUUCGGCCUGGAUUACUGCCAUCUCAAAGGAGUGGUCAACCGCGACCUCAAGCCCGAGAACCUGCUGCUCAAGCUGACGCCGGAGGCCAGCAAAAGGCACAGGAAGCACCAGCUUGCGGAGCGCGAGCAGCAAGCCCAGGUCCGCGCACAGCUCGAGGCGCUGCGGCUGCACCAGCACCAGAACCGGCUCGAGCGGCUGCGGCAGGAGCGGGAGGAGGCGGACGCGGCGGCAGGCGGCGCCGGGGCCACGGCGGGCAGCCGGGAUCCACUGCCGGAGCUUGACCCGCUGCCGCUGGCGCCGCCGCUGCCGCCUCUCGGGCUGGUGGAGCACCGCACCAGCAACACAUUCAACCUGCACAUCAAGAUUGCGGACUUUGGUCUGUCCAAGCGCGCCGCCCACUCGCUGCCCAAGACGCGUGUGGGCACCAUCAACUACAUGGCUCCCGAGGUGCUGCUGGCGGGGCCGGCGCAGCGCUACGACGGCGCCAAAGCCGACAUCUGGUCCGCGGGCGUGGUGCUCUACGCAAUGCUGUUCUCCCGCGUGCCCUUCGAGACCCCGCCCGAGCAGCAGCAGCAGGCAGCAGCAGCGGCAGGGGGAGCGGGGGCGGCUGCGCCGGGCGGCGGCGGCGGCGGGGGUCGGGACCGGGCGGCCACCAUUCAGCGCAUCUUGGACGGCGCGUGGGCCGUGCCGCCCGGCAUGACCGUGUCACCGCAGGUGCUUCACCUGCUGACCCAGAUGCUCCAGCCCGACCCCGCCCGCCGCAUCCCCAUGUCUGCCAUCAUGGAACACCCAUGGUUCCGGGCCGGCCUGCCGCCCGCCGCGCUCACCAUGAACACAGCGUUGGUACGGCAGCAGGCGCAGCAGGCGGCGGCGGGCACAGCCACAUCGGGGGAGCAGCCCGAGGCCGAGAUCGACGCCAUCCUGGACGAGCUGCGUGACCAGGUCGUGGCGGAGCGCGAGGCGGCGGCGGCGGCGGCGGCGGCUGCUGCUUCCGCCAGCCGCAGCAGCAACGACUUUGCCGCAGAGGAGCGUCGGAACUUCGAGGUCCGCGGCAUAGACCAAAUCGACAGCCCAUCACACCGCGGCGGCGGCGGCGGCGGCGGCGGCCGGCCGCACGGCACCGCGCCGCCGCGCAUGCAGCUGCCAACGCAACAGGCAGCCGCCGCCGCCUGGGCCGGCGGGCACCAGCACACGGGCACUGGGGCAGGGCGGGCGCCCGAGCACGACGCGGCAGGCGCCAAAAGUCCUGACGGGAGAGGGGUGGGCGCGAACGGUGCAGCCGCGCCCGACUCGCAAACCUUGUCGCUGCCGCGAGGCCUGAGCGGCAGCGGCGCGCAGAGCGCGGCCCCGCCCGCCGCCGCCGCCGCCGGCAACGGCGUGGCGCCGCCAGGGCCUGGCGUGAUUGGGGUGCAGGGCCUUUCCGCGCCGGUGCCUCCAGGAUUGGCGGUGGAGGCGGAGCCUGCCGCUGUCGGGUGUGUCGGGACGUCAGCGCCCGCGCACUCGGGCGGCCACGGGGUGACGGAGAGGGAUGCGACGGCGGCGGCUGCCGCCGCCGCAGCCAACCGACACGCGCGGACGGAGGCGGCGGCGGCCGAGGUGGCGGCGGCGGCGGCUAGGCAUGGGGAGCGGUAGGCCCUCGCUUGCCGCUGGGGGCGGCUGCCACCUGGGGGCAACCCAGCACACGGGGGCACGCCAUGCAUCCACAGGCGAGGGAGGAGGGAGGGCCGGCGAGGGAGGUCCGUCGCGGCAGGCGACGCGGGCUGGCGCGGCGGGCCCCUUCGGGCAUCAUAGACAACUUCCGCCGUCAUCAUCGUCAUUGCCGUCUGCUGGCGGCACCGAUGCGCCCUUGCCGACAUACCGUAGUAGCGAUAGGAGCAGAUAACUCUGGAAAGAAGGAAGGCAGGAGGUCGCACACCCGGCGGCGCAAGGGAUGCGCGGAGUGGCGCAGCACGUAGCGCCGCACAUAUGGCACAUGUAUGAUUGCCACAUCUUCUUUUUGUUGCCCGGAAGCAUGCUCCGUGGAUUGCUUCUGGAUUGCUUCUGCAUUGCUUCUGCAUUGCUUCUGGAAGCGCACGUGAACGCAUGGAAUAUGGUAUUGGUUGGCACAGGGUGGACGCAAACGCAUGGAUCGGGGCUUGGGAACGACGAGAGCACCAGCCUACAGCCCACUGCAGGCAAGGACGUCCAUGCUUCAGUCUUUCUUUUGGUUGCAGGGGCAUGCCAGUUGUUGGGGACACGCCGGUUUGUGUGUGAGUUAAUAAGGAAGCGAAAGCCCGCCCAACGAUGGCGCCAAAGUUACUUGCCUGUGUGUGCGUGGGUGCGUGCGUGUGUGCGUGUGUGUGUGCGUGCGUGUGCGCAUGCGCAUGUGCGUGUGUAUGUGGCCUUCUAGCCGAGUGCACGGCGGCGCCCCUGGGGUGGGCGGGUGGUGCAACAGCACAAGGGGGAAGGAUCGACACUGUGCAUACGAAUGCGCAAGCAAGCAGCGGGCCGCAGUGGUCGUGUGUGCUUGUGUGCUGCGAGGCACAUGCGCCGGCACCGGGCGUGGAAGCAGACGUGUCAACAGAUAGUUUGCAUGCGAGUUCGGAGGUGUGACGUGCCCGGCGAAUUUGCAACCACUUUUAUGGUUGAAAGCGCCACGGACUCCAAUCAGUUUCAGAAGGACCUUGAUACUUGAUAGUGAUGCUUAAUUUGGACGGGUGUGGGCAUCCGUCGCCUGCCGUGCUUCCAGCGUGGGCGCUUAGCUCGGAAUGUGCCUAAUUGCCCGCCUGCCCCAAUUUGGCCCACUUGCCCGUGCGGCUGGCCCGCACGGAUUCAGAGCCUGCCUGAUUUAAUAUUGCAUGGUUAUA
Molecule: messenger RNA, 3390 nt
Organism: Chlamydomonas reinhardtii
Lineage: Eukaryota; Viridiplantae; Chlorophyta; Chlorophyceae; Chlamydomonadales; Chlamydomonadaceae
Exons: 11
Coding region: 164-2176 (670 amino acids)
Biological process (GO): protein phosphorylation; intracellular signal transduction
Cellular component (GO): cytoplasm
Molecular function (GO): protein serine/threonine kinase activity; ATP binding
Source: RefSeq, a predicted model, not a curated record